AUGUCUUUUAUAACUGAUCAUAAUUCCUUACUAUCAUCUCAUUCCUGUCGUGUAUGUCUAGAUAAAAAUUAUAUUGGGGGAAUUAAUCUUGAUCAAAACAAAUAUAUCUUAGAAUUGUUUGAAUAUUGUUUUGGUUUCAAUGUAAAAAUCCAAUAUUCACCAAAGAUAUUGUGUUAUAAAUGCGCUGAAACUAUUCAAGAUUAUGCCAAAUUUAAGAAAAAAUGUGUAGAAUCUGAAAUUUUUUGGAAUUCUUUUGAUAGUAAUUACACCAUUAACAAUGGCGAUUCAGAAAAAGUAGAAAUUAAAAUAGAGAAAGUUAAUUAUGAAGAAUUAAAUGACUUUUCACAUAAUAAAGGUUUAGUAGAAACAAUUGAUUAUACAUCUGAAGAUUCUCAAGAACAUAGCAAAUCACAUUUAAAUAUGAAUAAAGAUUGUUUAUAUGAGAAUAAUAAGAAAAUUGAACAUAAAGUUACCAAGAAAUUUGAGUGUCAUAAAUGCAAAAAACAAUAUUCUAAACAAAGCUGGCUUUACCAACACAUGAAGAAAUUGUGCUAUAAAGGAAAGCAUAAAAAAAUCAUAAUCCCAAAAAAAGUUGUGGAAAAGGAAGAAGAUACUGAAAACGCAAAGUUAAGUUCCAAAUGUGGAUUGUGCAAUGUAAGUAAUUGUCGUGAUUUAAAGGAGCAUUUGGAUGACCAUUACUCAAAUAACGAUUUAAAGUGUCAAAUAUGUUUAUAUACUGGUAGGGAUUUUGCUGAUAUGAUAACUCACAGAUUUGAACAUUGUCCCGAAAGGAAAUUAUUUUGUCACAUUUGUGAUAAAAAGAAGGCAUCGAUUUUAUCUCUGCAGUUCCAUUUUAGAUCUUUCCAUUUACAAACACCCGGUGGACUUUGUUCAGUUUGCAAUAAAACGUUUAAAAAAUUCAAAACAUGGAAAAGACAUGAACGGCUACAUAAUGAAAAUAGUUUGUUUGUUUGCGACCAUUGUGGAAGGAAAUUUGUAUUCAGGCAUGAAAUCAAAUCACAUUUAAUUCAUCAUACGGAUGUAAGGCAGUAUGUUUGUGAAACCUGCGGAAAGGGGUUUAAGAGAAUGUGGGGCUUAAAGGACCACAUCGAAAACGUCCACAGUUCAGCGCAACCAGUGAAAUGCGAGCAUUGCAACAAAAUAUACAAGAGCCAAAGCAAAUUAGAACUCCAUAUGAGAAAUAUAAGUAAAGAUAAGCCGUUCGUUUGCGAAGUCUGUUCCAAAAAGUUUGUAUCAGAGAAAGUAUUAAAGAAGCAUAUGUUUUGGCACACGGGCGAGAGGCCUUUUACUUGCAGGAUUUGUGGUUCGAAAUACAAAGCUAAAGGCCAGUUAAAUCUUCAUAUGAGAAAUCACACCGGUGUAAUGCCGCAUAAAUGUAUAAACUGUGGUAAAGGAUUCCCGAAUUCCUACCAAUUAAAAAGACAUAGAAGUGUACACACCGGGGUUAGAGCUCAUAAAUGCGAAAAAUGUGAACGUUCUUUCCAUGAAAAAAAGGCUUUAUUGGAACACGCGUCGCAGCAUAAUAGUACAGAUGAUGUCAAAACAGAGACU
Molecule: messenger RNA, 1572 nt
Organism: Brenthis ino (lesser marbled fritillary)
Lineage: Eukaryota; Metazoa; Arthropoda; Insecta; Lepidoptera; Nymphalidae
Source: the annotation of a GenBank genome assembly